This is a messenger RNA of Rattus norvegicus (Norway rat), 748 nucleotides long. It is a transcript of the gene H2bc27, whose product is annotated as H2B clustered histone 27. The coding region runs from base 85 to 465 and encodes 126 amino acids. The record is from RefSeq and is marked provisional. NCBI's taxonomy places the organism in Eukaryota, Metazoa, Chordata, Mammalia, Rodentia, Muridae. Gene Ontology annotation, cellular component: nucleosome; chromosome; nucleus. Gene Ontology annotation, molecular function: structural constituent of chromatin; protein heterodimerization activity; DNA binding. The transcript has a single exon.
AUGCCUGAUCCUUCAUUUGAAUACAAGACAUACAAAUACACUUAGUAGAGGGCUGCGCCGGUUUCUCCAGUGCAACUAGACAUUAUGCCGGAUCCAUCCAAAUCGGCUCCAGCCCCCAAAAAAGGGUCCAAAAAGGCGGUCACCAAGGCGCAAAAAAAGGAUGGCAAGAAACGCAAACGGGGCCGCAAGGAGAGCUACUCCAUCUACGUGUACAAGGUGCUGAAGCAGGUGCACCCGGACACCGGCAUCUCGUCCAAGGCCAUGGGCAUCAUGAACUCGUUCGUCAACGACAUCUUCGAGCGCAUCGCCAGCGAGGCCUCCCGCCUGGCUCAUUACAACAAGCGCUCGACCAUCACGUCCCGCGAGGUGCAGACGGCCGUGCGCCUGCUGCUGCCUGGGGAGCUGGCCAAGCAUGCCGUGUCGGAAGGCACCAAGGCAGUCACCAAGUACACCAGUUCCAAGUGAGGCGCGGCGAGGGUGCCCUCAAUUCAAAGGCUCUUUUCAGAGCCACCCAUACAGUCGUUAAAAGGGUCUUGAACACAGUGUGGGUCACUGAUAAUGGUCCCUCGCCUGAGACGUUCCCUGACACUGGGUGUGGCCAAGUCAGAUUUUUGAGCGAGGGAAUAUGAUGUGGCUGCUUUGCUCUUCCUAAGCGUAGUGAACGAUAGCCGCGCGAGUAGCAAGGGGCGUAAGUCCCCUCCCCACGCCUGGAGCUUCGGUGGGCGAGGUCACAGUGCAGUGGUAUUCU